This is a messenger RNA of Pogonomyrmex barbatus (red harvester ant), 2010 nucleotides long. RefSeq lists its product as uncharacterized. The record is from RefSeq and is a predicted model, not a curated record. NCBI's taxonomy places the organism in Eukaryota, Metazoa, Arthropoda, Insecta, Hymenoptera, Formicidae.
GAACUUUUAAAAAUGCGAUUAUAGAAAAUUUUGUAUAAAUAUUAGAAACAUAACGAAUUUGCAUAAACGAGUCUGAAAAUAUUUUAUUGGGUAAUAUUAAAAAUAUAAGAAUUAUUGACUUUCAUACUGCACGUUGAACUUCGUCUAUUUCAUCUUACCGAGCAUAUUCUGAUCUGAGUCGAUUUAUUGAUUGAAAGACUCAAACGUUAUCAAGCAUGAAAUUUUUUUGUUGAUCGUUCGGUUGGCAUAGUUACUGUGUCCGAACCACGUGAGUCACGUUCUAUUUGCUUGUAUCAGCGGAGAUUGACUUCGCGUUUUUCGUUGGAUCUCGUUGUCUUCUCCGAUGAUCUUUAGCUCAUUAUGGCGAAUCCAAAUGAGACGAAGAUCAUCUGCGAAUGUCGGUAUAUUCCUGAAGAAGAGAGUAUACGAGAGACAUCAGAUAGAUUUAAUAACAUUCACGAGUUCGACGAGGAAGAGAGCGAGACUGAAGCAACAUUAGAAUUGGAAUGGAUAGAUCCUUCCGCUUCAGAUGAGAAAGGCAAUGAAGACACAAUGAAGACUAAGGAGACAUUAGACGACGAGUCCACGUACAAAGACGAAUCCUUUUGUUCCGAUGAAUCCUGUGACGAGUCCGAGAUCACCAACGUUACCUCGGGAUCGCUAAACUCUUCCUCUCUGUUCCGCGUCAGUGAUCUUCAGUUCAGCCAAAGUUCGAAGCAACAGGACACUGCAGUUAACGAGUCAACGUGGAGAGAAAAUCAGGAUGAAUCCUAUUCGCUUAACAACGAAUCACGUCGCGUGACCACGACAGAUAAGAACAAUUUUGCCAAAUCGAGAAAGAGCAAACGCUGGAAUAUGACUUUUACAGAUGAAGAAAUGCGCAGAAUCGAGCGGGAAAACGAACUACUGCUGAGAAAGAUUAUGGCGCAACAGAAACCCCGGCACAAGAUCUUAAAUGAAGGCGCCGUUCAAUCCAGGACUAGCAGCUCUGCGAUAAACAGGAAGAAAUUGCAAAAGAAAAUAGAAAACGAUAACAUGCUGCUCCUCAGAAGAAUACAACAGGCGAAGUCAUGCGUUUUCGCGAAUGCAUCAAAAAUGGGUUGUAGAUUGACUUUUUUAUAAAAAUUUUUAUAUCGACUAAAAUUUUGUAUUACAUUAUUAGAAAACAAAAUCAAUGGCACAUACAUUUGCUGACUGAAAUUUAAUAAAUUGACAUUAUCCGUAAAAAAGUAACGGGAUAUAAAUUGUGGAAUUAUGAAAGUUUUUAUAUACAUAAGAAUGAAAUAUAUCAGCAUUUAUAUAGAAGAAUUGCAAUUUCGAGAUAAUCUCUGAAGAAAAAUUCAUACUUUCCCCGAAUACAAAAUACAUUGUUAUGCAUUUUUAUGACUUCUUUAUUAAAACACAACGAUUACCAGUCUUGAAGAAUAGGUACAUAUUUCUUUCGCUUCAUACUUUGUGUAUACGGCGUAAUCUUGUAAACUUGUCUCUUGAAAAUUUCUUUGAAGAUAUCUCUACAAGUCAAGACUAUAAAAAAUCACAGUUCUCACUCAUCUCAAAUAACUUAAUUAUCACUCAUAAUAUCAAGAUCGGGACUCUCGAAUAUUGCGAUAGUUCUUUCUUUCAUUUUUUCCUCCCUGCAUAUAUAUACACGGAUAAUAUCGUAAGAGAAGAGAAAAGGUAUAUUAUGUGUCAAGGAGCAAAUUAUAAAUUUCCAUGAUACAAUUAUUCCUUUAAAUUAAUACGUGCUGUGAUUAUAAUAUGAAAUUGUAUUUUCUUUUCCACCUGUUUAUAUUGAUUUUGUAAUUCCAUAUGUACUAUUUCCAUUUUAUUGUUAAUCGCGAUCACUCAUGUUCACUCUUUGUAACAAACCAAACCAAAACAAAUCAAAAGCAAACCAAAAACAAAACUAAAAAUAAAAGAAAAUAUUCGAUUAUCCUGCAUCGCAAGUAAUUUAAAGUAUCUUAUCGGUUGCUUUAAAUAACAAAAUACAAAAUAAGAAAAUGUAAUAUC